UCAUUUAAUUUAUUUUUAUUUAAACAUUUUUUUUCUUUUCGUUUUCACAUUGACACACAAACAUCGGGGAAAAGAGGAAGAUCCGAAAAUUUUCCCAGGAAAACUCAGAUUCCGGGAAAAAGGAAAGGAAACGGAGAGGGGGGAGAAUAAGGGAAAUUUAAUCCAAUUGGAAUAUUUGGCUGAAGCUUUCCUUUUGGAUUUGUUAUAAACGAGAUACAUCCGCUUGGAAAAGAGGAGUUAAAAAUCUUAGAUUUUCACCAUUGUUCUUCGUCUUUAUUAUUCAUCGGUUUCCAGAAACAGAGAGAGUGAGGGAGAUCCGUUUCCUUAUAUGAUUAUCACAAUCUACCUGUGAUUUCUCCUCUUUCUUCGAUCUUUGUCGUCAUCGUUUCCUUGCAAUUUAUCUGUGAUUUUUCGGAAGGUAGAAGACAACAAAAGUUUGUCUUUGCUGCUGUUUGUUUGUUUUUUUUGCUGUCGACCCAUGUCUGAAACUCAGCAGGAUCAGAGCUCUAUUGUGUCGAAUCGAUCUUCCGUGAAAAUCGAAGAUGCCAUUAGGCGGAUAAAGUUGAAUGAAGGAAGUGAUGCUCAAUCCGGUCCUUAUCCUGAUCGUCCCGGUGAACGAGAUUGCCCGUUCUAUCUGAGGACGGGGUUGUGUGGCUAUGGAAGCAACUGCCGUUACCAUCAUCCUCCUUAUUUUUCUCAGGCUACUAUUUAUUACAAAGAUGAACUCCCUGAGAGAGUUGGAUAUCCGGACUGUGAGUAUUUUCUAAAGACUGGAACCUGUAAGUAUGGACCUACAUGUAAAUAUCAUCAUCCAAAGGACAGGAAUGGUGCUGGACCCGUGUUGUUCAAUGUUCUCGGUUUUCCUAUGCGUCAGAGUGAGAAAUCGUGCCCAUAUUACCUGCGGACUGGAACAUGCAGAUUCGGAGUUUCGUGCAAAUUUCAUCAUCCUCAACCUGUUAAUGGACCUUCUGCUGCAUAUGGGGUGUCUAGCUUUUCUUCUGUAGGUUUUCCCUACCUUGGCGGUUUGACAAUGAUGUCUUUGCCACCUGCAACUUAUGGAGCAGUACCACGUGCACAAGUUCCUCAGGCCUAUGUUCCUUUCAUGGUUUCUCCCUCUCAUGGCAUUUUACCCCCUCAAGGCUGGGCCACUUACUCGGUUACUCCUAACAACAUAUACAAUGUGAAAGAUCAACCUGACUCGAAUUCUUGUGCAUCAGUGCCUGUGGCUGUAACAUCGAACCACAGUUUGCCUGAAAGACGUGACCAGCCAGAAUGUCGGUUUUUUAUGAGCACUGGAACAUGUAAAUAUGGAGACGACUGCAGAUAUAAUCAUCCUAAAGAAAGGAUUUCACAAUCGCCACCAAAUCCGUUAAGCCCUAUUGUUCUACCGUCUAGACCUGGGCAACCGGCAUGUUCCAACUUUAUGACCUAUGGGUUCUGCAAGUUUGGACCAAACUGCAAAUUUGACCACUCUUUGCCACCAUAUCCUUACAACAUGGCAUUGACCAUGUCUCAUUUACCUGCAACUUAUGCUUCACCUGUCUCAACUCAUCCGAGGAUGGCUCCUCCAAGUCGAUCUGAUUCACCGCCCCUGUCUGAUACCAAACCAGCCGAGAAGAUCCGGAACCCGAAAGAGACUGAGAAGUCUGGCCUUAACAACGAACAGGUUAACUCAGAAGUGCAGGUUUCAUCCGAGAACUCGUCUUGAUCAAUCAUCACCAACAUCAGGCAUCAGCAACGGGGUAGAAUCUCCGACUCUGGUUUCUUGAGAUGAUGGGCAUGGUCUCUCUGCCAUUUGUUCUUGUUUUUGGAAGGAGGUGAAAAAUGAACAUGUUCUCCAUUUUUGGGAGUUUGGAGAUUACCUUGGCUCACAAGAAUAGGGAA
Molecule: messenger RNA, 1884 nt
Organism: Tarenaya hassleriana
Lineage: Eukaryota; Viridiplantae; Streptophyta; Magnoliopsida; Brassicales; Cleomaceae
Product: zinc finger CCCH domain-containing protein 3-like
Exons: 7
Coding region: 479-1708 (409 amino acids)
Molecular function (GO): metal ion binding; mRNA binding
Source: RefSeq, a predicted model, not a curated record